UAGUAGAAGUAUCCGAUAACAACAAACAAAUGGGCAAUAUUUAGGAAUGCGUUGUACAAAUAAAAGUUCAGAAAACAUAACUGACAAAAAUUUCCGGAAUCUAUGUGCCAUUUGGUUGUUUGUAAACUAUCUCGACCCGAUUGGCCGUCUAAAAAUCAAAAUAGCUAGCUUUUGAUGUUUCGCUUCUACAAGUUGUACUCGUUGUACAUGAACAACAUGGCCAGUGGGUUAACAUGGCCGCGGGAGUGGUGCCUGUGCGAGAAGCUGCCGCGGGCGGUGCUCCACAUCCCGGUGAACCGUCAUCUGCUCUGCCAGGUGUGCGGAUUGGCCAGGCGCCCCGAGGCUGGACACACUUCCUCCAGCGAUGACGACGCUGACCAGGGCACCAAACGGCAGAUGAGUAUCCUGGAGCAACGCCACGUGGAGGAGCCGAAAAAGGGGCAAGUGACUCGGGUAAAGGUGGCCAUUAGGGGAAAGAAGCCGAAAGCCAAGAGAAGUUGCCGGACGAACUGCCUCAAGUGUGGUGGCUUAGCCAGGGCAGAAGCUGGCCAGGAAUGCACUGAAGCACCCAAAGAGGUAAAGAGCAAGUUGUACCCUGGGCGCCAUGGCUUGUACUCGAAACCGAAGGGGAUGCCCCGUCGACAGCUGGUGCCCAAAGCACCGCCACCUUCGACGCCUUCAACAUCUCCAACACUAUCGCCAUCGCCUUCAUCACCUCCAUCGCCCACGGCACCACCACGAUCUCCUCGUUUAGCAGCGGAGUCACCACGCUCAGAGAUGCCCAGCCUGGUGGCCAUGGCCCACACCGUUUUCAAUCCGAAAAACCACCUACUACACAACUACAGCAAUAUAUUUGUCAGCAACUUCAUUCCGUUGCACAGUCCCAUUACGGAUACCUUCGGAGGAGCUAUCUCCAAGCGGAGCAGGAACAGCACUCGUCCACCACGCAGCCACAGGAGUCGCCCAUUGCCACCUCUAUCCAAAGUAUUAACCAACAUCUUGAGCAGCCAGGACUCGACGGAUGGCAGAGAGCUGGGUGGUGGACUAGGUAGCGCCAAUUCCAAGGACUCACAGACCACCGAUUCCGAGCUGGCCAGCCAGUUCUGCCCAUUCGAGCAGUACGAAGGUCCAUCCGAGGACGCUCUUGUCGGGAAUAGUGCUCGAUAUCUACUCCAUCGACCGAAAUCGCUGCACAUCGAGCCACGACAGGACUUGCCCAACAAUCGCAUUGAAUCCUUGCACUUUAAGGCCAAGGACAUCCCGAAUCCGAUGGCUGACAAUCUACCAGGGAUCCUAUUCAUGACGCAUUCAGUUCGUAAAAAUCUCUUGACGGCAAUUAAUAAAAUUGGAAACGAAUGCCUUAGUUCAGGCAACACGAGCCCACUAAACCACUUGUCCUCCAAACCGGAAGUUAUGCAGCAGGCCACUCCAGAAAAUAAACCGGAAGAGAAAUCCUCCAUUAUGGCCUCCAUCAUGGACCAAGUUUCCUGCUCGGAGGCAUACGAUAGCCCACAUGGAAACUGCGAAGAUGACCAGAUCCCUGAAUUGGAGGAUAUUAGUAAGUCGUUCAGUGACAUGUUCUUCGAGGACGCUGAAACUGUGUCUUUGAAAAGUGAUGUAUCCAAUGAGCAAACUGUAUUUUCUUCAAAUAAAAUAAACCACUACGAAGAUUAUUCCAAACCCGUUUCAAACACACUAAGCUCUUCAAACUGGGAACGAUUUAAUGAUAGAAAAGAUGAUUGUGCCAAAGCCAAACCGACAUUAUAUAAGUGUGCCCGCUGCGGACAGCAAAAACCGCGUAAGGAUAUGGUUGCUAAAAUUAAAACAGAGGUUAGUAGAAUUCCCAGAAAAUUCGAUGUAUCCAUUAAAACAGAUACUAAAGAAACCAGGCUGAAUAAAAAACUAGGAAUCGCAAUAAAACAAAGGCUCAAUAGCGUAAGAUCACUUUCUGAAGUACAAGAAUUUAUAAAAGUGGAACACGAAAAGAAGAAGUCCCCAGGGAUAGCAGACCAAGGAGAAAUACCAGAGAUUUUUAGGGAAAAUCUACGUAUUCCAAAGCCAGGAGCUACUGAAGAUAUUAAAAAAGUGAGCAUUUUACGAGGACAAUCUAUAAAUACAAACAUUCAAAGAAGAGGACAACGAAUUUGUCAUAAGGAUUCUGAGGCAUCACAAACUCCUUUUAAAAUACAUAGAACUUUCAAAUAUUUAAAUUUAAACGCAAAAGAAGAUAAAAUCGCCCAUAUAGCAAAUCAUAAGUCAUUGGGCUUUAAUAAUCCAGCCAUAAUUAAUGAUCAACCAAGGAAUACUCUUUCCAAGAUACACCACGAAUGUCAUCGAAAACGUUCCAGAAUCGCACUUAAAGAUAAGAAUAUACUCAGAUCUCAAAUACCGGAUAAUAACUUUCACUUAUGUAGACAUAAGGAGCCAUCGACCAACUGGGAAGUGAUACAAAUCUUCGAGACCGUGUCCCAUCAGUGCCAAGAGAUCCCCAGGAUACAGGUUGCUACCUUUGCAAGGGAGUUGCUGGAUAUCGGUCAUAUCACGCACGGAUAUAUCAAGGAAAAAAAUCUUCCGGACUAUGCUCCGUCUCUCUUUGAGUUUCGUAUGCCUGACAUUAGUCCCAACGAACUGCAAUCUUAUCGAAAUCCUGGAGAGAGUUCGGAAAAUAAUAGCGGAAGUGGUACUCCUAUACCCCACAAAGCCAGUCCAAAGAAGCUACCUUUAGCGGAGCAGCCUAAAAUCCACCAUUGCUUAAGUGACAACCAUAUGAGCCAGUCGAAAUAUUGUAAGCCGCAAACCAAGAACUUGAAAUGGCAUACAUCAGAUAUAGAAUUAGAAAGUUUAAGAAAAUUGGAGAACCCAUUAAAAGAAUCCAAUCCAUCGACUGAUAUUACGGCAGCUAAUGAUACAUUUUCGAGAUCAAAAGAAAAUAAAGAAAAUUCGAAAGUGCCAUUGUACCAGGGGAAAAAAUACAAUUCCUCAAAAUUAAGCAAUGAGAUAAGAAAACAAAUAGACAAAUCCCUGCAACUGAAGAUCAAAAAAAUAAUGAGUAAACCGAUAAAGUUGCUAAGAUCAACUGAUUCAGAUUCAGUUGAAAAAUUUGUGGAGCCAUUUACAAAUAAAUUAAGUUUUUCCGAAGAAUAUAAUCUAAGCUCUUUAAGAAGUCCUCUACAUCAAAGCGAAGCUGUUUCGAAUAAGAAUAAGAACACAGCUUCUUCAAGUUCCUCCAAUGAAAUAAGUUCAAGUCAAAAGCCAUUAAGUCUGUUAGCCAACCUGUACUCCCCAAAUCACUCUGAUUUACAGGGCCUAACUAUGGAGUCUAAGAUGGAAACUGAUUGUGAUACAGCAUCGGAACUUGAAAUGUCAUGUAAAACGAGUGAUUAUGAAGGAUUGCCCCCUCUGAACUGGCAAGUAAUCUCAAUCGACUCAGCUAAUUCAAAUAAUACUGCGAACGAUGCUUCGGAAUCAACCUUGGAAGAAGAGUAUUACUGUCCCAUUUACAUGUGCGGAUGCCUCAUAAAGUCGAACACAUUUGCUUCCCAUUUUAAGAGAGAUCAUGGAGGUAGAUCAUAUUGCCAUCAAGUAGUGGAAGGUCUACCAAAGCAGUUCUCCUUCGAUGUCGAUCUCCUCACCAAAGGCAACACUUUCGUGGCCCUUUUCUUGUACAACAGUUUAACGAAGGAAAGAUCACUUCCUAUGCGGAAUCAUCCCCUGGCCUUACUAGCUGCUCCACAAGAGGGUAAAGAUGAUCCAUUAACCGGCGUUCUCUUCUGGCUGAUCGGCUGUAACUCCUGCGCAAAACUUCUUGCCAAGCUCACAGUCUACGAUCCAUUAGAUGGAAUUGCUCGGAGUAGGAUUAUAAGGCCACGUGACUUAUCUCAGAACCAAGACCCACGAGGAUUCCCCUCCAGUUCCAAAGAUCAUUUGCUCAUAACAGUUCCACAUAAGCAAAGGACGUUUCAAAUAAGCGUGGUCAUAGAUGAAAAGCAAACGUAAUUAUACGACUUUGUUCCUU
Messenger RNA from Drosophila teissieri, 4015 nucleotides. RefSeq lists its product as uncharacterized. The transcript is spliced from 3 exons. The record is from RefSeq and is a predicted model, not a curated record. NCBI's taxonomy places the organism in Eukaryota, Metazoa, Arthropoda, Insecta, Diptera, Drosophilidae. The coding region runs from base 175 to 3996 and encodes 1273 amino acids.